Messenger RNA from Epithele typhae, 1212 nucleotides. Its product is annotated as translation factor. The transcript has a single exon. Bases 1 to 1212 code for a protein of 403 amino acids. NCBI's taxonomy places the organism in Eukaryota, Fungi, Basidiomycota, Agaricomycetes, Polyporales, Epitheliaceae. The record is from RefSeq and is a predicted model, not a curated record. Gene Ontology annotation, biological process: regulation of translational fidelity. Gene Ontology annotation, molecular function: nucleotidyltransferase activity; tRNA binding; double-stranded RNA binding. Gene Ontology annotation, cellular component: cytoplasm.
AUGGCUCUCACCACGCAGAUCCUCAAAUGCGACCCAUCGUCAGUCACCUUCCCAUCCAACACUCCUGAGAUCACAUCGGUGGCCACCCUCAAGGCGCUGCAAAGGGCGUCCGAAGAUCUGUGCGCACGUCAACCAGUCGCAUUUCCCACCGAGACUGUCUACGGGCUUGGGGCCCUCGCCUUGGAGCCUAUCGCCGCUGCCCGUAUUUUCACGACGAAGGGACGGCCAGCCGAUAACCCUCUCAUCGUGCACGUCUCCUCUCGCGAGAUGCUGCUCCGGAUCUUGCCCCCAGGGUACGCCAUUCCGCCCAUCUACGAGGCUUUGAUGAAGCAUUUCUGGCCAGGACCCCUCACCUUGCUCUUCCCUACCAACUCCUCCAUCGUCCCUCCCAUCAUUACCGCCGGUCAGCCCACUGUGGCAGUCAGGAUGCCCUCUCAUCCGAUUGCCCGGGCGCUGAUCGCACUCACCGACGCACCCAUCGCCGCUCCAAGCGCAAAUUCGUCGGGAAAGCCCAGUCCUACUCGCGCUGAACAUGUAUUCCACGACCUCUCGGGGAAGCUAGGCAUUAUCCUCGAUGGUGGUCCUUGCGGGGUCGGCUUGGAGAGCACCGUCGUGGAUGGAUUACAGCCGGAUGGCCAUCUCCGGGUGCUGCGGCCCGGAGGCGUCACUGUCGAAGACCUCGAGCGUAUCCUCCGCGAAACUCUAGGCCUCCUUGCACCCCCUCCGCAAGUGUUGGUACACCGUCGGGACUAUCGCGAUGAAGUUCUCGAACAUGCGCCCACGACCCCGGGGAUGAAGUAUCGGCAUUACUCGCCAAGCGUACCCGUGACUUUACUGCACACCCUCUCCUCCCCCCCUCUCGGUGCGCAGCGUACACCAGUGGACACCUUCCUCGCCGCCCUUGAGUCAGACGCGCGUUCCGUUGGCCGGCCUCUCCACAUCGGUGUUAUGGCGCCCUCAGACUCUCUUCUCCUCCAGAGGAUUUCAAGCGUGACCGCGCCGGAGAUCCGAUGGAACGUGUAUCCCCUCGGUCCGACAUCCAACCCGGCCAUCUCCGCCCAACGCUUGUUCGACGGACUUUUAUCAUUAGACGGUGCUAGAGUUGACCUCAUUCUCGUCGAAGAGGUAGAGGAGGAGAGAGAGGGUUUGGCCGUUAUGAAUCGCGUAAAGAAGGCUGCCGGCGAUUCCGUAUGGUUAGACGUUGGAAUGUAA